AUGCCGCAACAACUGCCGCCCAAAGAAGCGGCACAGUUCCGACAAGUAAUUCGGAGCUAUGAGGAGAAACAAUAUAAAAGGGGCUUGAAAACCGCAGACCUGAUACUCAAAAAGAAUCCCAAACAUGGAGACACCAUGGCUAUGAAAGCGCUCAUUUUGAAUGGCCAAAGCAAGACCGAGGAGGCUUUCACUCUUGCCAAGGAAGCUCUGAGAGCCGACAUGAAGUCGCAUAUCUGUUGGCAUGUAUAUGGUCUUCUCUACCGAUCUUGUAAGAACUUCGAGGAAGCUAUCAAGGCUUAUAAGUUUGCUCUGAAACUCGAACCAGAGUCCGCACAAAUCCAGAGAGACUUGGCCAUUCUACAGGUCCAGAUGCGAGAUUACGAUGGGUAUAUUCAAAGUCGAAAUGCCAUGCUUCAAGCCCGACCACAAUUACGCCAGAGCUGGACGGCUCUCGCAAUCGCGAAUCAUCUCUCUGGGAAUUUGACAGAGGCCGAGAACGUAUUGACGACAUACGAAGGCACGCUGAAAACAACGCCACCGCGCCACGACAUCGAGCACUCCGAAGCGGUUAUGUAUAAAAACUCUUUGAUUGCUGCUCAAGGUGAUUACGAGCGUGCUUUGGAGCACCUAGAUACUGCUUGCAAGCACAAUUUGGAUCGCCUGGCUGUCUUGGAAAAUAGAGCCGACUACUUAGCCAGGCUCGGGAGAAAUAAUGAGGCAGCCAAAGCUUACCGAGUCCUACUCGACCGCAAUUCAGAGCACGCAGUGUACUAUGAGAAAUUGGCAGUGGCAUUGAACAUACCCGAAAAUGACUUCAAAGCGCGAAAGGCAUUGUAUGAUCAAUAUGCAGAGAAAUAUCCGCGUUGUGAUGCCGCAAAGCGUAUUCCCUUAGACUUUCUUUCUGGCGACGACUUCAAGGCUGCAGCUACCUCUUAUCUCACACUGAUGUUCAAUAAAGGAGUUCCCUCCACGUUUGCCAAUCUGAAGCACUUGUAUUCCGAUUCCUCCAAAAAGGGUACCCUCGCUGCCAUUGCGGAUGAAUAUCUGAAGUCCCAAUCCAACGUCACCGCAAGCAAGGAUCGAGGAGAACCUGCGGCGCUGUAUUUCUUGGCCCAACACUACAAUCACCACCUCGACCGAGAUCUUUACAAAGCAAUGGAGUACAUUGAUAAGGCAAUUGAGAGAGAUCCAAAGAGCGUGGAUCUUCACAUGACCAAAGCACGGAUCCUGAAGCACAGAGGCGACAUUGGGAAAGCCGCGGAGAUGAUGGAUGCAGCCCGUAGGCUUGACGUCAAAGAUCGUUACAUUAACAGCAAGGCCGCUAAGUAUCAACUCCGAAACAACGAGAAUGACAAAGCUUUGAAGACGGUUGGCCUUUUUACGCGUGCAGACACUGUCGGCGGGCCCCUUGCGGAUCUUUUGGAUAUGCAGUGUAUCUGGUACCUAACUGAAGAUGGGGAGGCAUUUGCGAGGCAAAGGAACAUUGGCCUUGCUCUCAAACGAUUUCAUGCUGUCGCCAGUAUAUUCGAUGUUUGGCAAGAAGAUCAGUUUGAUUUCCAUACGUUUUCUCUCCGGAAGGGUCAGAUUCGUGCCUAUAUUGAAUUGAUCCGAUGGGAGGAUCAUGUCCGCGACCAUCCCUUUUACUCGCGCGCCGCAAUAGACGCCAUCAAUUUGUACCUGGAUUUGUCCGAUAAGUUAUCAGCCAACGGAGUGAAUGGUGCUGAAACUGAGAAUGGAGAUGAUGCGCUGGCUAAAAAGAAGGCCGCCAAAAAGGCCAAGAGAGAGUUACAACGAAUGGAAAGAGAGACUGCGGAGAAGCAAGCUAGGAAAGAUCCAAACAAAGGGAACCAAGGGGGGGAAGCUAAAAAGAAAGAUGAAGAUCCUUUGGGCCUCAAGCUUGCAGCCACGAGGGAUCCGCUCGGGGAAGCAAUGAAAUUCCUUAACCCGCUGCUUCGCGCUUGUCCCAAAAGCCUCAAUGCACAGCAUACUGGGUUUGAGGUUUACAUUCGCCGUAAAAAAUUUGUACCAGCUCUUCGUUGCCUUAAUGCUGCACUUGCUAUAGACUCUGCUGACCUAAAGACUAAGAGGCAAGUAAAUAAAUUUAUGGCAGGUAUUAAAGAGGCUUCCGAUCUACCAUAUAAGGUAAUGGAAGUUUUAACUACGUCAUUUCAGGAGGUUUUGUAA
Ustilaginoidea virens is the source of this 2184-nucleotide messenger RNA. RefSeq lists its product as uncharacterized. The transcript has 3 exons. Gene Ontology annotation, biological process: N-terminal peptidyl-methionine acetylation. Gene Ontology annotation, molecular function: protein binding; protein-N-terminal amino-acid acetyltransferase activity. The record is from RefSeq and is a predicted model, not a curated record. Gene Ontology annotation, cellular component: cytoplasm; NatA complex. The coding region runs from base 1 to 2184 and encodes 727 amino acids. NCBI's taxonomy places the organism in Eukaryota, Fungi, Ascomycota, Sordariomycetes, Hypocreales, Clavicipitaceae.